Molecule: messenger RNA, 2103 nt
Organism: Venustampulla echinocandica
Lineage: Eukaryota; Fungi; Ascomycota; Leotiomycetes; Helotiales; Pleuroascaceae
Exons: 4
Coding region: 1-2103 (700 amino acids)
Source: RefSeq, a predicted model, not a curated record
AUGCCUCCUCGGACUCGAGGCGGUACGGCCUCGGAGCCCAGCACGCCCCAGCCCAAUCCUCAAAGAUCGAGGCCGGCCUACGUACCCAUUCAGUCCGUCUUGAAGACUAUCGACCCGGAGGAUGACUGGCCUGAAUUUGACGCUACUAAUGCUGAGAUAUGGACUCUCGAUGGGACGGAAUGCGUUGAUCUCCUUGAAUCCAACCUUCGCGGACCGUUCCAAAUCGUUGGCACCUUGCAGGUGGAUAAAAACCAAUCUCAAUUCCUUUCUAAGGGAUCUUUGAGGAAGCCCCAAGAUUUUGAGUCGCCCAUUACGGCCUAUGCUAUUGAUGCCACCCCAGAUGCAGAGAUCUGGGUUGGUACGGCAUGUGGUUGGAUCAGAAUGCAUCCCUCACCGCAAUAUCUUCCUAUAUUUGCAAAAAUGACCGAGGCUGUCGAGAUCAUGUAUAGAUGUCUUGACAUUGAAGAGGAUAUGAAGGAUGCUAGGCGUAUCCUAAAAGUUGAUGGUCUUCCAUCCGAGUACGCGUUCCAAGAUGGAACGGGCCUGACAGAGGAAUCUACCGUUGGACUCUUUAACUUCCAUGCAAAAUUCAUCUUGGCACACAUGCAUAUCCUCCCAGAUAUGAGAAAGUCGAAACUUUUUAUGUGGUUGAAGCAAAGAUUUCCCGAUAUCCUUCGCUCCGUAGUUGAGCAGACGAAGUCCCACGUUAACCGACAAAAAUUGCAAACUAUGCAGCAGGUCCUAGCUAUACGACAACCACCACCCCCGCGUGAGCCAUCACCAUCACCAUCGUCACCACCUACUCCAGAGUCAGAAGCUUCGCCUGAAAGAACCAUCCUCUCAUCGCAUUCUCCUAAGCCGUCCAAAAUUACCAUCGCAAUGCGGCCCGGCACCGAAAAUGAACCUUUUAGAAUUCCUCCGACCCAGAUGAUGCUUGAACAUAUCUCGUCACAAGAUCCCGCCCGCUCCAACCUUACAGCGCCAGGUCUCUCUAACGCAAUGUAUCAAGAUUUCAGCAUCUGGUAUCCACGGCUCGCAGCUGCCAUCGUUCGCUUACAUGCGCCCGCAGUCCUAGAGCAACUCCCGAAGGCGUGGAAGAAAACAAGACUUGCUGAAUCGUUACAGGAGAUGGCCAAAUUAUUAACUCCUGCAAGGCGUGCCAAAGAAUUAGCAGCUGGUAAAACAAGAGUCCAGCGUCCCGCCCGCUCAUCUAUGAGCUGCAAUGCUAAGGCUAUCUCCGAUGAUGAGUGGCUACUCGAGGCCGCAGAAUAUCAAACUAUUCUCCGCAGAAAUAAGAAAUCCAAGGCAAAACCAACUGCCAGUAGCGGCAUGGAGGUCGGACGAGCUCCCACCGAUAGAAAUGAUAUGGAUAAUGGUAGCAAAUAUGGAGAGAGCGCGGCCGAAGUAGAGCAGAACGCAAGUUCAAGAGCCGAGAGCAAAGCUACGUUUCACGCCUUUAUGGAAAGCAUCACCUCACGAUCGCGCACGACAACCCCAGAUAUCUCCUACGUGAAAAAGUUACCGCUGAAAACACCCCAUUCCCAAAAGGCCCUCCCACCAACCUUGGAAGCCAAACCCAGCGGGAAAGUCACAAAACUCAAACCAAAAACUAUCAAACGGCGCAGUGACGAUUUGGACGACACCCCUCCCCACAAGCGGUCCCGACAACUAUAUUCCCCGACCCCAGACUCCGAUAUCGAAAUGCCACCCCCCUCAAUAUCCUCAACACCUGAACGGCCCUCUACAUCUGAGUCGGAAUCUGCCUCCGAAACCAAGGGAUCUGAAGAGAUCGAUCCAGACUCGCCCGUCUUCGUCCCCAAAGAACUCAACAUGGCACGCGGCCCACUCGGCAGUCUCCGCUGCACAAACCCGUCUUGCUUCUUCCUAGAGCGUCAGCCGAAUUCGAAAGAAGGACGAGAGCGCAUGCUGAACCACUUCAUCGACCAUGAGAAGGAGGAUCCGACUGUGGUGCUUGCGAGACGGGAGGCGGAGUUGAACCACAGGCCGGUUUCUUACCUCAUGCAGAAGUUGAUGGAGAGGGGAGAACAGGCCGAUACCAAAGGAAGCAUUAUCCCACUGCCGAUUGUUAGGAGCGGUGUUUGA